AUGGAGAGUGACUCUGAUCGCAUGUUCUGUCAUGCCUGUGGUGGGGUUUGGUUGAAAGACGAGGCGCAUGGCUUGACAUGCCCGCAUUGCGAAUCCGAUUUCACCGAAAUAGUUGAGAUUCCCCCCGAUAUUCCCCCCGAUAGUCCCCCUGAGCACGCCGCAAGCCUGUCGCAACCACGCGUCAGCCCAUGGGGAGACCACAAUCCAUGGGGAAUAGACGAAGAGCUCCCUGGAACACCAUCAAGAGAUAUUCCUUCUGGAUUUCAUCGUACAUACACAUCCCCCGACGGGCGUUUUACUUUCAGCAGUACCACGCUCGGCACCGGACACUCCUCAAGCCCGCGCGCAUACGGAUCCAACGCUGGGAUCCCGAUGAUGAUGCAGAAUUUCGACAGCAUUAUUCGAGGUCUUGUGGAACCAACAAACCAACCAGCAAGAGGCUUGGGGCUUGAUGAUAAUUUUAAUCCUAGUCCCUUUGGCUGGCCCGAUUACGAGCGUGUGGGAGAUCAUCAACCGGGCCCGGCUUCACCUGAUCUAUCCCCUCGCAAUGCGGAUGCACCGCAACCACGAGCUCAUCAGCCAGUGGGUCUAGCUGACCUUAUAGAAGCCAUCCGUGCUGAUCUAGGGACACCAACUACACGAGCGACCCGCCGAGAUCGCCAAACGCCAAACCCUCUUGCUAUACUGUCGGCCCUACUAAACAUGAGUCCAAAUGGAGAUGCAGUAUACUCACAAGAGGAGCUGGACCGUGUCAUCACUUCCCUAAUCGAGAACACCGGGCCCGGAACUGCGCCGCCCCCAGCUUCUGGAAGUGCCAUUCGGUCUUUGCCAAAGAGGAAGGUUGACAGGGAUAUGAUGGGCCCGGAGAACAAUGCGGAGUGUUCUAUUUGUAUGGAUGCCGUGGAACUUGGCACGGAGGUCACUGUGUUGCCAUGCGAGCACUGGUUCCAUUUCACCUGCAUCGAGGCAUGGCUAAUCCAGCAUAACACCUGCCCGCAUUGCCGGCGGAGCAUCAGCCAGCGUCCAACGCAUAAUGAUGGAACCAGUGACAAUCCGGUAGUCAUCCCGGAUAGCCCUGAGCAGCCGAGAUCUCGUCGACGUCUCAGCUCAGCUCGAACUACACGCAGUGGCCGCUCCUCUUUAUCUUCUUUGCAAAGUCGACUCUCCCCACGACUUUCACCCCGUCGCUCCCCUACACCUGAAGGACAAGAAUCUAACCAUGCUCCUCGCCGCUCUAGCCGAAGUGAGGGGAGCAACGGUGGAUUUACUAGCUGGGUCAUGAAUCGAUUUGGAAGCAGCACAUAA
Penicillium canescens is the source of this 1305-nucleotide messenger RNA. Its product is annotated as putative RING finger domain protein. The transcript is spliced from 4 exons. The record is from RefSeq and is a predicted model, not a curated record. NCBI's taxonomy places the organism in Eukaryota, Fungi, Ascomycota, Eurotiomycetes, Eurotiales, Aspergillaceae. The coding region runs from base 1 to 1305 and encodes 434 amino acids.